AUGCCACCGAGAGCCGUGUCUGUGGGACAGGCCGAUGAGAGCGAAAGGACUAAACAUUUCAACACGCUAGACUUGGUGGAUGAGAAUCCCAAGGACAUUAUGCUAAAAGAAGAAAAUAGGGGAGAGCAAGAAGUUGAUGUUUCGAAUCAGAACACGCAGAGUGCCAACACACCGUCUGCACCCUUUGCCAGCAUUUCUAGCGAGAACACGCCUAGCAUCACGAACAUCGAGUUCCCUGGGGAUACCACCUCUGUUGACGAGGUUAAAUCGAGUCCUCUAACGCCCAUUCACGAACAAGAUGCAUUCGAAGAUCCAGUCCCUAAGGACAGCGAAAGUAAAGAGAAGGACGCCUUUACCUCGUCGGCCGAUGUCUCGAGCGGAGUUCCCAAAGAUGGAAAGGCGUCGACAGUGGGGAAGAUGACAACCCCAGACCACGCGCCAAGACGGGAACACACAGGACCACGUGACGAAAACGUGACGUGGGUGCAAUCGUGUGACUGCACCCAACAGGAAAACCGAAGGACGAAUAUAUAA
Molecule: messenger RNA, 534 nt
Organism: Lindgomyces ingoldianus
Lineage: Eukaryota; Fungi; Ascomycota; Dothideomycetes; Pleosporales; Lindgomycetaceae
Exons: 5
Coding region: 1-534 (177 amino acids)
Source: RefSeq, a predicted model, not a curated record